Messenger RNA from Ipomoea triloba (trilobed morning glory), 1759 nucleotides. Its product is annotated as BSD domain-containing protein 1-like. The record is from RefSeq and is a predicted model, not a curated record. The transcript has a single exon. NCBI's taxonomy places the organism in Eukaryota, Viridiplantae, Streptophyta, Magnoliopsida, Solanales, Convolvulaceae. Gene Ontology annotation, cellular component: cytoplasm. The coding region runs from base 192 to 1481 and encodes 429 amino acids.
GAAAAAACAUCACAACGGUGCAGAAUCGCCUGCCAAAUUGACCCUGUCAUUGCGACAUAGUCGAGAAUCGCCGUGCCGCCAAAUUUUCGCAUAUAACUAUUUAUUGACAUACACACAGAAGGCACUUCGAUUCUAUCUCGUUUCUGGAAAUUAUUACGUAUCAAACUAUUUGUGGUUGAAUAUUUGUUUUCAUGGACUUCUUCAAAGCAGUAUUCUCCGAGGAACCGGAAAACUCCGAUUCCGAUUCAGAAAAUCCCCCUUCUCCUUCAAAUUCACAAUCUUCCCCUGGAGCUCCGGAUACUAAUCCGAAUAUCCCUGCCAUCGCUAACGCCUGGACGUUCGGGUCGGGUUUAUUGAAAACCCUAGCUUCAAAGUCGGAAUCCGUGAUUCAGAACUACCGUCGUGAUCUGGAGGAGUUCAGCUCUGGUCUCAAGACGGAGACUGCUACGAUUCGAGAAGCUGCCAGCCGUGUCGUCAAGGACUUGCCGGCUCGGCUCGAGACAGGUGCCGCCGUGGCUCAGGAGUCGCUCGAAACUGUCGGCCAAGCUAUCGGCAACAUCGGCUCCACCGUGACGGAUAUUAUUGUUCACGGUAAGGAGUCUAUCCUUGCUGAUGAUGAUUCUGGCAGUGAAGUGUCUGAUUUUAACAGUAGGUAUUAUCAGGGUGGUGAUAUUAACCUACAAAAUUUGAAACCCUAUAGUAGAAUUGAUGCUGCAAUUCGAGCAAUACAAUGUGAUGCUAAAACAUAUUGUGAGGAGCCCGAGGAAUCAGAGGAUUAUAGAGAAUGGAAAUUGGGAUUUGUUUUUGAGGAAAAACUUGAAGAGAUUGGAGACUUGGUUGAGGGAAAUAUAGUGAUUGCUGAAAUUUAUAGUGAGAUUGUGCCUAGAAGGGUUGACAGAGAGACAUUUUGGAGUCGUUAUUUCUACAAGGUUUAUUGUGUUAAGAGGGCAGAGGAGGCCAGAGCUAGACUCGUAGAAAGGGCAAUUUCAGGGGAGGAAGAAUUGAGUUGGGAUGUGGAUGAUGGGGAGGAGGAGAACAAUAAAAAUGGAGCUAAUUCUGACAUUAAAAAAGAGAUAGAAGAGAGUGAAAGUAAAGUAAGGAAGUUACAGGUUGAAGUUGAACAACACACUUUGGAAAGAAGAAAGGAUGACAAAAUAGAUACUGGCGAAGAUGAGAAAGGGGUUUCAGAAGGACGAUUUGAUGAUGGUGAGUCAAGUGGACAAAAGUUUGAGGCAAAAUCUGAAGAUAAAGGGUGCUCAGAAGGAAAGAAUGGUAAUAGUGAUUUUUCUGUUCCUUCUUCUCAUGGGGAAGAGGACCUUGGGUGGGAUGAAAUUGAAGAUAUCAGCAGUGGAGAUGAGACCAAGGUUGCUGCACGAGUGAGCCCAAACAAAGCAGAUCUGCUGAAACGCCUAAGUAUGCCUGAUGAAGAGGAAGAUCUUACCUGGGAUAUUGAGGAUGAUGAUGAGCCUAUAAAAUCUUGAUUUUUGGCUCUAUGGUACUUGGUUUCAACUGCUUCUUUAUAUUUACAUAUUCAACCUGCAGAAUAUUUUAUAAUGUGUGAUGGUGAUGCUGUCUUUCCAGUUUGUUUUGCAAUAAAGCUGUGUAUAUAUGUAUAUAUAAAUUUUCUUUUAUAAUUCAAAACAAAAUCAUAUAGUUUACUGGAAGUCAGUGGUGUCUACUCUGUUAUUGGCAUUAUACUCGAAACUAUAGUUGCCGAACUGUCAUUCCCAGUAUGAUAUACCAUGAACUUUUUAACUUA